AUGCAACAAGGGAAAAUAGUAAAUGAAACUUCGCCACUCCUUCAAAAUCCUAGCAUAAAUCAAGCUACAAAAUCGAAUGCACGGAAUGCUAUAUCAUUUGAAGAGAGAUUAAUUGAUGCUGAAAUUGAUACAGGAGAAAUAGAAGAUACGUUCUCAUGGAGAAAAUUAUGGAAAUAUACCGGCCCUGGACUCCUAAUGUCUAUAGCAUAUUUAGAUCCUGGCAACCUAGAAGCGGAUCUUCAAUCCGGUGCUGUUGCAGGAUACUCUUUGCUUUGGUUACUGUUAACUGCGCACAUUGCUGGUCAAUUAAUACAAUGUUUGUCAGCAAGAUUAGGUGUCGUGACGGGAAACCACCUCGCGCAACUGAUUAGACAGUACUAUCCGCGUCCAGUAUCCAUUGCAUUUUGGUUAAUAACAGAAAUUGCGAUUAUCGGUUCAGAUAUUCAAGAGAUAGUUGGAACAGCGAUCGCUCUUAAGAUUCUCUUUAGAAUACCACUUUGGGUGGGAACAUUGUUAACGGCAAUGGAUACAUUCACAUUUAUGUUAUUACAAAGCUACGGCGUGAGAAAACUCGAGGCAUUGUUCAUGGUAUUAAUUAGCACGAUGGCAAUUUGCUUUUGGAUUGAAAUGUUUAUGAGUGAUCCUGAUGUUGUAGAUAUAAUUAAAGGAACUUUAAUUCCUACUAUUCCAAGAAAGGCUUUUGUAGAAGCUGUGGCAAUUAUAGGCGCAUUUAUAAUGCCGCAUAAUUUAUAUCUUCAUUCGGCACUAGUAAUGACACGUAGAACAAAUAAUGCAUCUAAUUCCAAAAUCAAAGAAGCCAACUUUUAUUUUUCUCUCGAGAGUGGAAUAGCACUGUUUUUUUCCUAUUUAAUAAAUAUGGCGAUUGUUACAGUUUUUGCCAAAGUUUUUUAUUCCUCUAACGAAGAUAGGCCUUUACCAGGGUUAUAUGAUGCGGCUGAUGUUUUAGCAAACACCUUGGGAGAUGCAUCACGGUAUUUAUGGGCACUUGGGUUGUUGGCAGCUGGAAGUAGUUCUACAAUAACAGGAACUUUAGCAGGACAAUAUGUUAUUGAGGGAUUUUUUGGAAAAAUCUUUAAGAAACCAUGGCAUCGUCUUUUGAUCACUCGAUCUAUUGCAUUAGUGCCUUCUAUGUUUGUAGCAGUAUAUUCGGUUAAUAAUUUUGAUAACAUGGGAGAAAUUUUAAAUGUUCUUCAGAGUCUUUGCCUUCCUACAGCAUUGAUCCCAUUGAUGAAACUUACUAAUUCAAAAUCAGUAAUGGGAAAAAAUUUUAAAACCAAUGAUUUUUGGAGAUAUAUUUCAUGGAUUAUAACAUUAGUUAUUAUUGGAACAAACUUGAUUUUAUUUUUAGAGCAAUUAAAUAAGAUGCCAAAUUUAUUUUUAGGAUAUAUUUGUGGAGGAAUUUAUUUUGUUUUUAUAGUUUAUAUUACUUUUUUGCCAAUUAAAGAGACAAGAGAUCUUUUAAAGAUUAAUAAUAUCUCAGAUUGA
Rhizophagus irregularis DAOM 181602=DAOM 197198 is the source of this 1506-nucleotide messenger RNA. RefSeq lists its product as uncharacterized. Gene Ontology annotation, molecular function: manganese ion transmembrane transporter activity; cadmium ion transmembrane transporter activity. Gene Ontology annotation, cellular component: membrane. Lineage: Eukaryota; Fungi; Glomeromycota; Glomeromycetes; Glomerales; Glomeraceae. Gene Ontology annotation, biological process: metal ion transport. The record is from RefSeq and is a predicted model, not a curated record.